Messenger RNA from Suillus plorans, 451 nucleotides. RefSeq lists its product as uncharacterized. The coding region runs from base 94 to 357 and encodes 87 amino acids. The transcript is spliced from 2 exons. NCBI's taxonomy places the organism in Eukaryota, Fungi, Basidiomycota, Agaricomycetes, Boletales, Suillaceae. The record is from RefSeq and is a predicted model, not a curated record.
AGUCACGCUCGCUUUUCUGCGGCGAGCACCAAGUAAGUUUGAAGUAAGUCGGAAUCCCUACACUGAAUAGAAUUGACAAUUCAAUUGUAUCAGAUGUCCACUAUAGUGCAUACUCUCCGAGUCGUUCCAAAGAUUUCUAUAAAGCCGGGAAGUAAAGUUCUCCCGCCACCGCUCACAAACCAAAAUGAGCGUGCAUUCAAAGAGCCUCUGCUCCGGAUUAUGGCUCGCAGGCAACAAGAAGCGGGUGAUAUAUGGCCACCAAAUUUGCGCAUAGAGCCGCAUGUCACGAAGACAGCUAUUGGCAAAGCGCCGAAGGAGAUCCGCGUUCAGCUGAAGAGAUUGUUGAAGGAACGGUGAACAUGGCAUGGAUGUAUCAUAGAUUUCCUGUUCUGUGAAAAGUUACACUCGUGCACUUCUUCUCUUUGACCUGACACCAAUUCUCCCCAACUAU